Molecule: messenger RNA, 1473 nt
Organism: Cicer arietinum (chickpea)
Lineage: Eukaryota; Viridiplantae; Streptophyta; Magnoliopsida; Fabales; Fabaceae
Source: RefSeq, a predicted model, not a curated record
AAUAUAUAGAGGGUCAGGGCCAUACCCUAUGGCCUAUUCUAUUUUUGCUUUAUAAGUGGAAAAGUGAAACACAAACAGAGUCAACACAGUCACAGUUUUGAGCAUUCAAUAUUCAUUCCAACACAAACCCUUUUCAGAUCACCUCAUACUCUUCAACAGUAACACUCACCAACUUUACUAAAUUCCCUAAAUCUACCUACAAAUUCAUCUGCAUUUCACUUUUUUUCCCAUUCCGAAUUCAAUUUCUUCCUUCUUUUAUCUCAACUACCGCACCCACUUCAAACUACUCUAUUUUUCUUACUACUAUUUUAUUCCACCAAUUGUCUCUAUUGAAUUUUAGUAGUAAAAGGAACAAAAUCAAUGCUUCCACAGAACACUGCCCAGGUCCCGUUUUUGUUCUUCAAUCUUAUUUAUAUCAUCACAUACCUCUUUCUCUUUUCUCUUUUAUCUGUUCAAUGCAACUCUUUCUUUCUCUUUCUUCAUAAGUGAAAAUAACCUUUAACCCAUUUCAUUACCCUUUUUUUUCACUUUUGUUCAGAUUCUUUUUCUAUAAAUUCUGAUCAGAGAAUUUAUAUCCUUGUCUGAGGUUUCUUGGGAACCACAUCAACACAAACUGAUUUUCUUUUUGUGUUUUUUUCCUUUAAAAAGUUUCAAUCCCACCCAUUUUUGUAGGACACAACAAAAACACUAGAAAUUGAAAUUCACCAUUUGUGUGUAAAGCAAGCAUUUUGUUUUGAUUUAACAAGCCAAAAAUGGAUGAAUGGAAGAGAAGUGGUCAAAUACCAGCGUUUGGUAACUGGGAUUUUGCAAAUGAAAUGCCAAUAACUCAAUACUUUGAAAGUGCAAGACAAGCUGGUUUGAUUCGUUACAGUUCUUCUUCUGGUGAAAGUGAUCCUUACAUUCGUGGAGAUCAUGACCUUUAUGCUGUUGAUUUUAAGAAACCAGUUCGAAAUGGAACACAUUCUACUCUCAGAAAGGCAACGAGGAACAGAGAAAGGAAGUACCCUAAUGUUGUUAUGGUAAAUGAAAAAGAAACAUCAAUGAACAUGAAUACGAGAAAACAAGGGAAAGUGUACGAUGUAAUGGAACAUCCAAGGAAACCAAUAAACAAGAAGCUACUACAUGUAAACGACGUCGUUCCACAUCGUAGUGUUCCAUUACCCUCGAGACUUCCAAAACCUGUUGAUGAAGAUCUUUAUAAGAUUCCUCCAGAACUUCUUCGCACAACCAAGCGGAAAAAAAUGUUGGGUUUCAUUUCCAAGUGUCUGGUACCUGCUGCUUGCGUUUCGUGAUCGAUUUGAUACUACAAUACAUGUCUCGGAUACAACAAGGAAGUUUUUUUUUUUUUGUAUGAAUGUUAGGAGUAUUUGUUUUGUUUAAUUUUAUUAAUUGGCGUUAAUUUUCGUUAUUAAUUGUCGACGGUGCUUGCAUUUAUGCGGUUCCAGAAUUAUUAUGUAAACGCUAGUUAAUUAA